UGAAAAAGAAAAAAGUCUUUGAAACAUUCCAAAAAAAAAAAGAGAUUCGUCGUCCAUUUAAUAAGGCGUUGUUCUUUCUAUAUAUACACUCGAUAUAUAUAUUUUGCGAAUUGAGAGCCUUAAAAUAUUCAAAAUUAAUCGGUUUCUCAAAUAAAGUGUUCUGAGCAGCACAAAGUUUAAAUAUUUUAAGAAUUAGUGGAUUCAUUUGAUGUGUAUAAAUUAAGAUUUAGAAAGAUAUUCGGAAGUACAUAUAUUAAGAGAGAGUAAAAAAUAUCUUAUUAUUAUUAUUUUCUUAGAACCAAUGGCAGCAAUUCGUAAAAAAUUAGUGAUUGUUGGUGAUGGUGCUUGCGGAAAAACCUGUCUGCUGAUUGUGUUCAGUAAAGAUCAGUUUCCUGAAGUUUAUGUGCCAACAGUUUUCGAGAAUUAUGUUGCCGAUAUUGAAGUUGAUGGAAAGCAGGUCGAGUUGGCUUUAUGGGAUACCGCUGGACAAGAAGACUAUGACAGAUUACGUCCUCUGAGUUAUCCAGAUACAGAUGUUAUUCUGAUGUGCUUCUCCGUAGAUUCACCAGAUUCAUUGGAAAAUAUUCCAGAAAAGUGGACACCCGAAGUAAAACACUUUUGUCCGAAUGUACCAAUCAUUUUAGUCGGUAAUAAAAAAGAUCUCAGAAAUGAUCCGCACACAAUCAAAGAAUUGGCUAAAAUGAAGCAAGAGCCGGUGAAAACGUCGGAAGGCAAAGCGAUGUUUGAAAAAAUAAACGCAUUUGCAUAUUUGGAAUGUUCAGCCAAAUCAAAGGAAGGUGUACGUGAAGUAUUUGAAACAGCCACAAGAGCUGCAUUGCAAGUGAAAAAGAAGAAGAAGAAUCGAUGUAUUUUACUUUAAAUUUGCCUUCUUCUCCUCUUCUUUUACUUCCUCGCAAAAAAAAAAUCAUGAGUAAAAACUUCCCCCGACUUCGUUUUUCGUGAAUAUCCAUCGAGCUGUAAUUUACACAACACAACAAAUCAACAACAAAAAAAAAAUACGAUAAUAUAAAAAGUAAUAAUAAUUAUUAUAAUCUACCUAACAUACACACACACACAGAUAAAUACAUAAAUAGAUUUUUUGCAUGAUCAACUCAAAAUUUAAGAAGAAAAUUGUCCAUCUACAGAAACUGUUUUUGAGAAACUGAUUUAUUUAAAAGAAAUUCCAUUAAUCGACACUCAUUAAGAAGAAGAAGAAAAAAAAAGCUAAUUCUUUCAAGGAAAAAGAAGAUUUAAAAAUUAAUAGUAUAUAAUACUAAUUUCUUGUAUGUGGGAUAAUAAUUAAUUAUUUCCGCCUUUAAUUGUUGGAGCUCUUUGAUAAUGAAGCUUCGCCUUUUUGAAAAAAGAGAGAUGAUGAUGAUGAUGAUGUGUGAAACAUGAUUUCUCUUUCGUUUUAAUUAAAUUCAUUAUCCUUCUGUUCUUUUAUACGUUUAACAAUAAAAAAAAUAUAUAUUAUAUAUAAAAAUGAUCCUUUCUUUUCAUCAUAUCCAGAUCAUUUCUUUCUCCUUAAAGUAUAGUCAGCUAUAAUUUCUCUUCCUUAAUCAUAAUGAAAAUUAAAGAUUUGGCAGGUUAUCUUGCAACUAAAAGCAAAUCAUUAAGAGAUUAUAAACAUGCAGAAAGCAAAAUAAUAUUUGUAUUUAAAUUAAUUAAUUUUUUUUCUAUGUUGUUCUUAUUAGUAAUUUGUUGUGGCAAAAAUUUCCCACUUAGCAAAUCGAGGAAAACGUUUUUGUGUCAAUCCACUGCGAGAUAAUUGAAUGCUUUUUUUCUGUAGCUAAUAAUAGAAAACGAUAUAUUAAAAAAUAUUAUGAUUUUAUAUUAUAUUUUUAAAAGAAAAAUCAUGAAAAGUAAAUUUAAUUAAUUAACAACUUUGAUGGCAAUUUUUUUAUAUUAUUGAAUGAACGAAAUAUUUCACUUUACGAAGACAAAAAAAUCAUAUGUUGGGAAAUAUGAGAAAUGCGCAGCAAUUGAUGAAUAUAUAGUUUGAAGAAUUUGAUCUGAAAUAGCUAGAAAAAUAUUUGAAAGCAGCACAACAGUCCAAAAUUAAUCAUGGAAUUGUAAGGUUUUCUUUAAAGCUAUUUUAGACUCAACAUUCUUCAGACGACCUCAUAUAUUAAUAGAUAAAAGUUUUUUUAUGUGCUCUAUCAAUCAACUUAAUGAAGCAUAUAAUCCUUGAUUGUGAAAAGAACAUCUUGUUUCUAUAAAAUUUAAUAGAUUUUGCAUUUAAAAUUCCGAAAAUGAAUCUUUUCAGAUCAUCAAACAUUUGAGAAAGUUGACGAACAUUAAUUUAUAUCAGAAACGAACCAUUACUCUUUUUAUUUGUAUUCGUCAUAUAUAAGCUCAUAUUUUCUGUGUUUAAUUUGGAUCAUUUAUUCACUUUUUCCUGAUUAUUUUAUUAAACAUUUUUUUUGUGUAAAUUUUUCAACUUUUUUUGACAAAAAAAUUUCAUUUUUUUUUGCAUAAAUGCUUAUUUUUGUGGGAUGGAGAUUUAAAAAAAAGAAAAGAAGGAAAAAGAUUUUAAAAAUUCCUAACUUGGAACUAUGAAAAGGGAAAUAAACCAAUUUAUUAUUACAUGAAAUUAAUAUAAACAAACAAAAAACAGAAAAAAAGAAUAAAAAAUAAAAAUAUUAUUAGACCAAAAAAAGGUAAAAAACAAAAUUACUUUCAUUAUCAUUUUUUAAUUUGAUUUCCAUUAUCCUUACUCCCUGAUUAUCCCCCACCCCCACACCUAUCAUAUGUAUUUUCAGAAAUUCGAUUAAUUUUUUGUUCUUAGUUGAUAGAGGAAGUUUGCACAAUCUAUACAAAACUUUUUGGAUAAAGACUUUCCCAUCUAGGAACCCUCACCGACAUAUAAUAAACAUUAUAAAAUAUUUAAGCAUGUUUGAUUAAAAAUCCUUCAAAAUAACAUUUUAAUACUCAUGAUCUAUCUAUUUCCAUUGCUAAGCACAAAGGCUCCCGAAUAGGUAGCAAAUAAAUUAUUUAAAAUCAUUUCAUAUUUUUCCAUUAAAACCAUUGAUGACAGUUAUUCAAAUCUUACAAUUUA
This is a messenger RNA of Chironomus riparius, 3058 nucleotides long. The record is from the annotation of a GenBank genome assembly. Lineage: Eukaryota; Metazoa; Arthropoda; Insecta; Diptera; Chironomidae.